Pelobates cultripes (western spadefoot toad) is the source of this 6797-nucleotide messenger RNA. Lineage: Eukaryota; Metazoa; Chordata; Amphibia; Anura; Pelobatidae. The record is from the annotation of a GenBank genome assembly.
AUGGAAUUUAACAAAGUGGCUGUUGGCAUAUUCUUGACCGACGAUGAGAGAUCAUACACUUGGCUGGCAGACUUCCUUUCAUCACUACCGGAAGUAAACUUUGUGCAACCCAUUCCCAUCUCAGAGAGCAGCUUACAGAAUCCUACAGAAAGAAUCUCGGAAUGUGACCUUGCCAUUUUAUACCAUUCAAAGAAAGAAGGAGAAUUGAAUAUACCAGAUGUGACUGACUCUCUCUAUGAAAAGAAACUGAAAUAUUUAUGUGGUAAGAGGACAAAUAUCACCAUAAAGUUUUACAUUUGAUGCUAACAAAGUAAUGAACAUUUAUUUUUGUUAUGUAUUUAUUUUUUGGUGGGUGACAGUAUAGUACGUAUGAGACUUACCUGUAUAAGAUAUUUUCAUGGCAGCAUUUAAUGCAAUAUGACAUAAAAACAUGCAUUAGAUCAGAAACAAACACUUUGCAUAAACAAAUCAGUUAACUAGAGAGACGCAGCAUACCAUGGACAUAACCGUACUUCAGUCUUUAUCCCAUAUCAUUACCACCAUUCUGCAGCUCGCUUACCAUUUUUGCAUAGUACAUAUGGAUGUCCAGUAUGAAAUCAGAACCUAGUUUAAGUAUUUUCUAUAGACUCGGACAUUAAUGCUCUUCUCCUUAAUAUAUUCCUCUUGUUUUAUCACCUGGAAAAGGUUGGGCCUUCACUAUACAUGGUUUGAACAGAUUGGCUAACUCAACGUUUUUUGUUAAUGUUGUGAUCUGACUCAGAAAAUUAACACAGGUUGGGUAUUCCUUCACCAAAUGCAGCACUUGGUCAAUCAUGGGAGCUCUCCCAAUCUUCCUGACUGAUACAUAUAAUCAAGCUGUACCCCGUGGACUUGUGUCUAAGAAGGAGAUGUCUGGAAGACUCCUGUCACUCACGGUUAAUAUUGGCAACCUAGAAAAUAAAUGGGAAUGGGCUCAAACCAUGUGCUACACCAGUGGUGUCCAAAAGGUGUAUCCCAGAUGUUAUGGAACUACAACUCCCAUGAUGUUGUGCAUGCCUUUAGAAUGCAUUUAGAAUGACAAAGCAUCAUGGAAGCUGUAGUUUGAAAACAUCUGUGGAUCUACCUUUUGGGCACCCCGGUGCCAACCACUAUAGCUUGAAAUUGUACAAACAACAGAGUUAGCGCACACAAUUGGGUACAAUCAAAAAUACAUAUGAUAGAACUUGUAACAUUAAAACGGCAUGUAUAUAAAUAUAAAUAUUGUCCAAUGUCUUUGUUAAAACUUUUUUUCAUAUAGUUGACAUUGGAUGUACAGCCACUCCUUCCAAAUUUCUCUGAGAUUUGAUAUAAGUGCAGCGAUAGUGGACUUUUACAAGGUGAGACCUCCACACAGAGUGUGUUUGGUGGAGGUUCCUCACCCAAUAAUAUUACACCAUCUUAAGUCUCUUCCCCUUCAGGUAGUCUUUUUAUCAUCCUAAAAGUGUUGGAAAGAAUGAGUGGCUGUACAUCCAAUGUCAACUAUAUGAGCAAAGAAGUUUUAACAAGAACAUUGGACAAUAUUUAUAUUUAUAUACAUGCAGUUUGCAUGUUAUACGUUCUAUCAUAUGUAUUUUUGAUUGUACCCAAUUGUGUGCGCUAACUCUGUUGUUUGUACAUUAUACGCUUUGAUACAUAGGGGAGAAUUAGAGGAUAGCAGCACGGCUUUCUCUGUAAGCUUUAAAAGGAAAAACAUUUUUAUUUUAUUUGAAGGGAAAGCGCCUCAGAUCUGUGUAUACAUUUAUAUUUGAAAUUACUUUUAAAAUGAUGAGCAUGUUACAAUUACAAGGUCAGAUAUGAUUAAUAGAAUACAAUAUACAUUCACUUAUUGGAUCUUCAUAAACAUACAUUGACGAGGUGUCACCACAAUAUGUGUACACAGAUGUCCAUUAGGCAGCAUGACAUAUCCCAGGAUGAAAUGCAUUUCACUCGUAUGUUUCCUGUCUGCUUUAUAGAGAAUAACAAGCUUUUACUGGUAGUCGAUGAUUUGGAAGGCAGCAGCCCCUCUGAGUACAGACAGAUUUUGGAGAAUCAGCCUAACAUUACAAAAUGGACCAAGAAAAUCUUCGUCUUUACAAAACAGGAGAAGACAUCUAUCGAUCGUAACGCUGAAUCUCUGAUAGGUGAUUCACAGGCCAAUGAUUCUGAUUAUCUGUCAAUGCAAGAAAAGCUGCAACACAUUAAAAAUAUACUCAGAGGUAAAAGAAGCUCCAUAGAAACUGUUACUCAUUUACCAUUUAUUAUUGGCAAGUUUCAUCCACCAAACACUGACAGAGCUAUUCACUAAACUCCAGAUUGUAGCCAAUUGAUUUCCACGUAGCAACAUGCAAGAUAAAACAGCCACUAUCUCUAUAGCUAAGUUGGAGAAUUUCUCCAAAUAUUCUAUUUGAGCCUUAAUUUUGCAAUUUGUUAAUCAAGUCAAAGUUUAGUGAAUAAAAGUUCAGGAGACUUUCGAAAUAAGGUAAACUGGCCAAAUUAAUUAAGUUCUCUAAUUUAGUUAUUUUUCUGUCUCACAUUACUCGCUAGUUUGUAAAUGUCACAGGGAGAGAGACAGGCUGGUUGUAAGUCAAUACAGAUGUUUAUGCUGUUAUUGUGGACACAGCACAUUACAGUGAAUGCUAUUAAAUAUAAUCUACAGCAAACAGAGGCGUAACUAGAAACCACUGGGCCCCGGUGCGAAAAUUGCCCUGGCCCCCCCAUAUGUCUACGCCCUUCUAACCCCCCAUACAUCUACCCUCCCACUCCCAUCCGUUCUCCCCACAUGCAGACACACACAUACACACAGAGACACACACAUACAGGCACACAUGCAUACAGACACACACACAAACACAUACAUACAUACAAACACGCAGACAGACAUACACACACACACACAUACAUAAAACCACGCAUAAACACACAGGCAGACAUAUACACACAUAAAAACACACAAAUACAUAUACACAAACACGCAUACAUACAUACAUCCACAUACAUACAAACACACACACACAUACAUCCAAACACACAUACAAACACACAUAUAUACAAAAUGCUUUAGUCCUCCUCCUGUUUCCUACCUUUUAGGUGCAGGAGGGUGACUUCCCUCGGGUCCAGUGGUUACUCAGCCUGAUGGGAGUCAGAGUUCCCACUCUGACUCACUCCUCUCUUUCUUCCCGCUUGGCUCCCGGUGUAAGCUGGGAGGAAGAGAUCGGGGCAGUCACUUCCAGCAUCUGACAUCAUCACAGGGGGUCCGCCGUUCUAUUAAAGCGCCACAGCGCUGAGCAUGCCCCUUGGUAAUUCCCUGCCAUUGGGUGGCCUUAACAGCAUGGGCAACCCGAUGGGUUAGUCAAUGUGCCCCCAACGGUUAUACCGCGUGGGCUGGGGCCGCAACACAUGGCCAGCUGGGCACCGUGGUCAAAGGGGUCUGCAGGGCGUCCGGGUCUGCUGGAGUGAUGUGCACGGUCGCAACUGCGACCCCUGAAACCGCGAAAUUUCCGCCACUGACUGCAAACACUGAUAUAUAUAAACAUUUUCUAUUACUCAAACCAUUUUUCACUUGCUUCUACAUAUAGACCUUGCUGUGUACAUAUAGGCUUAUAAAAAGGAUACAAAUUCAAUGGAUUAAACAUUAUUCUAGCACAAAACCUGCACUCGUUGACCUGAUUAUUUUAGUGAUAAAUUACGGAUUAAUAAGGUAUGUUUUUCAUUGAGGCAUCUUCCAUUACCAGAAUUUUACUGAACUACUAAUAAUUUCGGUUAGUGACGUCCAGUUAUUUUAAAAUCAAUGGCAUCAUCUUGAGAGCUAUUUGAUUGCAGGUAGUAUUGUACACACAAUGUAUGUUUACAAAACAUGUUUCUGUAUUGUUUGACGUGUAAGCGAUUUAUGCCGAUAUAACACCAGAUUCUGCUUUAACAUUCUUUUUUUUCUUAGCAGGGAUAAAUGUUGGAAAGCCACAGAGUAAUGUUACAAGCCAUAUAGACUGGAAGAGUAUACUCAUCCAGGUAAGUGGCAUGUGGCAGUAUCAUAUACAUAUUGUACUAAUCUACCUGUUCUCAUUGUGACCACUGUUUUCACAGUAAUGGCUGAGACCAGUCUUGUCCUUACAGGAUCAAUUGCUUUUUUAUACCAGCAAGUAAACUGUUUUAAACAAAUAUACAAAUCAAAAUAAAGCAAGCAACAUUUCCAAAAUGUGUAAUAAACCUUUAUAAACUUGCUAUAAACUUGGUCAGGUUGCAUAGCUGGGCACACCUCUCAGCUAGGGGGGUUUCUUCAAAACAGGGCAUCAUUUUGCAGUAGCAGGAAAGAGAAACCCCACAUGAUCACACUGACCACACUCCCUCUUUUUUCCCUCUGUCAGGAUUUUACAAGGUGAAGAGAUCUUCCAAUUACACAUGUGUAAAGCUGUCAGGCAUGCCCAAAGCACUUUUCCAGCAUUCCUAGGGAUAGGAAACUGAUUGGUUAGAUCAGUGUGCCCCCUGGAGUGAGUUUAAAAAGCUAAAGACAGUUGUCUCAAAAUUAUGCAAAUUUUAUCAUUUCUCUGGUUAGAUAUUGUAAUAUUCUCCUAUAUCAUUAGUUUUUCCAUCCAGUGUAGGCUAGGGAAGGAGACAGUUAUAAUUUUGAUAAUCUUCCUGUUAAUGAGUCUGGUAUCACCAUGGGUACAGUAGUAUAUCUUUAUAUUAAUAGAUAAAGCUAGUGACUUUGUGAGAGAAAUGUGUGUCUCACAGCUUCUCCUGAUAUAGCUGACACACAUAUCCUUCUCUCUCUUUCAUAGGAGGACAUGGAAAGUGGUUCUCAGGAGAAUUCAAAGAAGAAUUUCUGCCAGGUAUGUACACACAUGCCACAGUCUGACUCGUAGAAUCUAUGCAGGUAUGUACACACAUGCCACAGUCUGACUCAUAGAAUCUAUGCCAGGUACGUACACACAUGCCACAGUCUGACUCGUAGAAUCUAUGCUAGGUAUGUACACACAUGCCACAGUCUGAUUCGUAGAAUCUAUGCUAGGUACGUACACACAUGCCACAGUCUGACUCGUAGAAUCUAUGCCAGGUAUGUACACACUUGCCACAGUCUGACUCGUAGGAUCUAUGCCAGGUAUGUACACACAUGCCACAGUCUGACUCGUAGAAUCUAUGCCAGGUAUGUACACACAUGCCACAGUCUGACUCAUAGAAUAUAUGCCAGGUAUGUACACACAUGCCACAGUCUGACUCGUAGAAUAUAUGCCAGGUAUGUACACACAUGCCACAGUCUGACUCGUAGAAUCUAUGCUAGGUAUGUGCACACAUGCCACAGUCUUAGGUUAAUUCACUAAACAGGUAUUUAUGGAUUAUAGACUUGUAAUGGAAUUGGAAGAAUAAUGAUUGUAAGGAGAACAAGGGAAAAUACCCAACUGCUCAAACAUAGACCUUAAUUUAAUAUUUUUGGACAAAAUAUUAAAAUAUGAAAAUAUAUCUUAUCUAUAAAAGUACAUUUAAAAUAUUGCAUUGAGGCCCUUGUUAGAGAUAUAUCACAUUAUAUAUGGAAAAAAAAUAAAAAUAAACAUUAACUCAAUCAGUGUAUUUAAACCAAUCUGUGGAGAUUGGAGUAAAGCAUUGGUACAAAUGUCCUUGGCACCCUUCUCUUCACACAAAUGGUGUGAAAUAUAUAUAGACAAAUAAAAUACAAUGAUGUAAUUCCAUCAUGUACAGCAUAAGCUUAUAGAAGCCAAGGCUAUGGAAUAGUUUUAUAUGUAAUAAAUCCGAUUAUUCUAAUACCAUAAACAUUUCUCUAUUCCCUAUCUGAAACAGACUAGAACAUGCCAUAUUAAUAUCAGCAUGGAUUGUAUUUCAUCAUUAGCUUGUGAAUGGAACUCAAUGAUGUCUUAAAAAUAUAUUUUGUCUUCCAGAAAUACCGUUAUUGGCUAAUGUCCCUUGCCAUCUUCAUUGUUCUGUUCAUUACAAUGAUAUUGGCAGCAACAUGUGAAGACUGCAGCCCACCAAGUACCACGUUACUCACAACAUAUUUUACUGAAAAUGCCACGACUAGUAUGAUAAACACAAUUACCAGCACAGGAAGUACCACGACAGUCCCAGUAAAUACAAGCGUUUCUCAAGGAAGCAACACAAGUAUCACAGUGAAAACAACAUCUAGACCAGGAAAUACAACUACUGUUACAAAUACUACCUCCAGCCCUCAAAGGUUUACAGACUCUGUUCCUAUAAAAACAACAUUUGAUCCAGACAUUGCAAACACCACUAGUACUACUACGUCAGAUACAAACUCUACUUUUAAUGUAACCACAUCUUUUCAGAACUCAACUUAUCUUCCUCCAGAAGACACUCUUACUCCAGAAAGCACAACUUAUAUCCACGGAGAAACAACAUUUACUCCUGAAAACACAAGUACAUUUCCGUUAAAUGGAACAUCUGUUUCUGGAAACACAAUAUACGUUUCUGAAAACACUAGUUUUGUCCCAUUAGAAACAACACCUUCUCCAGGAAAUACAACAUUAGUUGGUACCGUCACAUCCUCAGAAAAUACAAGUCAUUUUCCUUCAACUACAAACGUUACCUCAGGAAAUACAAUAAACACAAACUCUGCCAGAGAUACAGAAUAUACAUUGGCAAACACAAGUCAUUUCACUUUGGAAGGAGCAUCUGUUUCUGAAAAUGGCAGUUCUUUCCCUCUAGUACAAACUUCUACUUCUGAAAUUACAAUGUCGGUCCUUGUAGAUACAACUCCAUAUUCUGAAAAUGCUAAUUUUACUUCAGGAAUUACAACAGAAACAAACUCUACUUCAGACAUGAUGUCGUUAUAA